UUAGGGCAUGCUGUGCGUAGCGACAGCCGUUCCAGCCGGCAGCCCGCCCCACCUGUGACCUGUGGCCUCUUCUGGGAACUGUCCUCAGGAGCUGACCGUGUCCAGUGUUUCCCAGGUUCCUCGCACCAAGAAUCCGAUGACCUCCGUGGGGAACCUGCACUCAGCCAUCAGAGCGCACCUGCCCCCAAGGAUGCUCAUAGUUCAGUCGUAGAUGCAGGUGGCCUGGAAAGCAUCAGCCGGUGUCCCCAGCAGCUUCCUCAGAUGAUGGCUGCAGCAGCUGAUGGUUUGGGGAGUAUAGCGAUAGACACAACCCAGCUCAACAUGUCCGUGACCGAUCCCACAGCCUGGGCCACCGCCAUGAAUAACUUGGGCAUGGUUCCCGUGGGGUUGCCUGGACAGCAGCUUGUGUCUGACUCAAUCUGUGUUCCAGGCUUUGAUCCAGGCCUCAACAUGAUGACUGGGAUCACCCCCAUUAACCCAAUGAUUCCAGGCCUGGGGCUGGUACCACCGCCACCACCAACAGAAGUGGCUGUCGUCAAAGAAAUAAUCCACUGCAAAAGUUGUACUCUUUUCCCUCAAAAUCCAAAUCUUCCACCUCCUUCCACAAGAGAACGACCUCCUGGGUGUAAGACCGUGUUUGUCGGGGGAUUACCAGAAAACGCUACUGAAGAAAUUAUUCAAGAAGUCUUUGAGCAGUGCGGUGAUAUUACAGCGAUUCGGAAAAGCAAGAAGAAUUUCUGUCACAUUCGCUUUGCAGAGGAAUUCAUGGUUGAUAAAGCCAUUUACCUUUCCGGUUACCGGAUGCGAUUAGGGUCUAGCACGGACAAGAAGGACUCGGGCCGCCUCCACGUGGACUUCGCCCAGGCCAGGGACGACUUCUACGAAUGGGAAUGCAAGCAGAGGAUGCGCGCGCGCGAGGAGCGGCACCGGCGCAAGCUGGAGGAGGACCGGCUGCGGCCGCCCUCGCCGCCCGCGAUCAUGCACUACUCGGAGCACGAGGCCGCCCUGCUGGCCGACAAGCUGAAAGAUGAUAGCAAGUUUUCAGAGGCUAUCACAGUGCUACUCUCCUGGAUUGAGCGAGGGGAAGUUAAUCGGCGUUCUGCCAACCAGUUCUAUUCCAUGGUGCAGUCAGCCAAUAGCCACGUCCGCCGGCUGAUGAACGAAAAAGCCACCCAUGAGCAGGAGAUGGAAGAAGCCAAGGAGAAUUUUAAAAAUGCCUUAACUGGAAUCCUCACCCAAUUUGAGCAGAUUGUGGCCGUUUUCAACGCUUCUACCAGACAAAAAGCUUGGGACCAUUUCUCGAAAGCUCAGCGCAAGAACAUAGACAUUUGGCGAAAGCAUUCUGAGGAGCUCCGGAACGCUCAAAGCGAGCAGCUUAUGGGUAUCCGCCGCGAAGAAGAAAUGGAAAUGUCAGAUGAUGAGAAUUGUGACAGCCCGACUAAAAAAAUGAGAGUCGAUGAAUCAGCCCUGGCUGCUCAGGCCUAUGCUCUGAAAGAGGAGAACGACAGUCUGCGCUGGCAGCUGGACGCCUACAGGAACGAAGUGGAGCUGCUGAAACAGGAGAAAGAGCAGCUUUUCCGAACGGAGGACAACGUCACCAAGGACCAGCAGCUUCAGUUCCUGCAACAGACCAUGCAGGGCAUGCAGCAGCAACUGCUGACCAUCCAGGAGGAGUUAAACAACAAGAAGUCGGAAUUGGAACAAGCAAAGGAAGAGCAGUCGCACACGCAAGCAUUACUUAAAGUCCUCCAGGAACAAUUAAAAGGUACCAAGGAAUUGGUCGAGACCAACGGCCACAGCCAUGAGGACACAAAUGAAAUCAACGUGUUGACAGUCGCAUUGGUCAACCAAGACCGAGAGAACAAUAUGGAAAAAAGAAGCCAAGGCUUAAAAUCAGAGAAAGAAGCUUUGCUAAUCGGCAUCAUAUCAACGUUUCUUCAUGUCCAUCCUUUUGGAGCCAACAUAGAGUAUCUUUGGUCAUACAUGCAGCAGCUUGACUCCAAGAUAUCCGCCAACGAAAUCGAAAUGCUUCUGAUGAGGCUGCCACGCAUGUUCAAACAGGAAUUCACAGGUGUGGGAGCGACUUUGGAAAAAAGGUGGAAGCUGUGUGCCUUUGAAGGAAUUAAGACGACCUAACCAUGAGGAAUUAAACAAGUCUCUGGAAGUGAAACCGCCUGAACUCGGCCAGGGCUGUGCGCUGUGAGCACUGGAGGUUGGGGUCGUCCGGCGUGGGGCCCCUGCGGAGCCAUCAGAGCCAGACCUCAGUGACAUCCGUGGCGUCCUCUUGUGAGUGGAAAUGUAAUUGUGUACCAGUUCCCUAAAACCAAGCUCCAUACUGUGACAGAUCUGUUCCCUAUGAAAACCAACGAUUCCACAGUCAUCACGAUGGCAAAAUCUUAAAAUAUGCUACAUUUGAGAAUAGCUCACCGAGCAGAAUAUUUAAAGUGAAUGAUGGUGUAGCAAUGGUUGUUGCUAGGCUACUACAGAGUUGUAUAUGUAAUGUAUAGCGGAAAUCAUUCAAUGACAUUUUCCGGAAAGUCUUUCUGUUUUAGUAAAAAACAAAACAAAACAACAACAACAACAACAAAAAUAAAAAUAAAAAAGUAAUUUUACAGUGAGAAAAAAUCAUACCAAAAGAAAACUUGAAUAUGUGUCUGAACAUUUAUUGUAUUUUGUAAAUUAAGUUAUAUGCUAUUCCAGGAACUUUUGCCUUAUUGAAGAGGCAGAAAAUGUGAUUGGACUCCUUGGACUCCUUGAGAAUGCUUUAUCAAGAAUAUUAUUUUUCUAAUGUAACAAUUCUCCGUCAUCACUUCUUUUAACAUGGACUGCAUAACAGUUUUCAUAAAAUGUAAAUAAAGGAAAAGCUAGUGCUCCUGUCUUGUACUUGGUAUGUAAUAUUCAGGUUUAUGCAUCAAAAUAAACAUUCAGUAAAUAUUCCUGUUACAAAUUUUAUAGCAAAGAUAUUAAUUUUUUUCAAUAAAUAUGACUUCUGCCAUA
Molecule: messenger RNA, 2997 nt
Organism: Acinonyx jubatus (cheetah)
Lineage: Eukaryota; Metazoa; Chordata; Mammalia; Carnivora; Felidae
Gene: ENOX1
Product: ecto-NOX disulfide-thiol exchanger 1
Exons: 15
Coding region: 262-2136 (624 amino acids)
Biological process (GO): ultradian rhythm
Cellular component (GO): external side of plasma membrane; plasma membrane
Molecular function (GO): RNA binding; protein-disulfide reductase activity
Source: RefSeq, a predicted model, not a curated record